GACCCCAACAACUGUAAACUACCAAGUAAAACAGCGAGGACUAUCAACAAGCAACCGCUUUUAUUUCUAUUAUCAUUUUCUUACUGCUUUAUUCUUUUUGCGGUCGUCAACGUUCCCUAUUUUGCAACAGAGCUCGUUUCUUUCGUUUAACGCUCUCAGAUAUUUAUGAAUACGUAAUAUCCCGUACAAGAGACAGGUUCAUCGAUCGAGAACUGCUAUUUAAAGCGACUAAUCAUCACUUACACGCAUUAUCGUUAACAAAUGUAUUGAGUAAGGUUCGUUCAGUUUCUGUGCUCUGUUCCGUGUGGUCGCGGCCUGCGUAAGUGUUGGUACAGCCCGCGUGUCCUACCGCGGCGGCCUACUCGGCUCCGCCUGCAUCAGCAUUGACAUAGAGAAAGGGCCCGUCGUGUUCUCCUUGUUAUGCAAGCGACGUUGUGACUGUACGUGUUCGUAUGACUCUGACUCUGCAGCGUUCAGCAUGGCCGUGUUGGUGGCACCUGAGCACAAGGAUCUGCCCCAUUUGCUUAUCGUGUGUGAGGGUCUCUGUCCUAUAGUAGUGAUCUUUUGCGGAAUUACGGCUGCUGCUCUGAGCAGCUGAAUAGACUCACUCAAUUAGGCCAAGUAAAGGCUAGCUUUGCGUACGGGUGCUCGUAACCAUUAUAACUACUAAAUUGCCUUGUCGCCGUUUUCGCCUCAUAUUCUACCGUUGUGAUAAUCAUAAGCAUCAUCGCAGGGUUGGUCAAUCCCCCCAACUACUUCUUCAAUCGUCCGCCAAACAGAUCAUCGGUCCUUGUUUCGACCUCUGCCUUGUUCACUCUCUUGCUUUCAAUAGCUUUUGCCGGUCGGUCGCGGCGACCGAGCUCAUGCGGCUUGUACCAGCCAAAGCAGUGAUGCUGGAGGCCACAGCUGGUCUUUGCCAUAUAGCCUUAACGUCCUUCUCUCUCUCCCACAUGUGGUGGUGGUAGUACCCUCCCUGUUACGUGCGUUGCGUCAUAUUGUCGCCGCCCUUGGCCUGUGAGUGUGAGCUAGCCUCUCUGGUCUUUCGUGCCUGUGUGUGCCUUCGCCUCCCUCCGACAGUUUCUGUCGUGGUGAGUGCAUCCGUGAGGAGCUUGCUGUUCCCGCCGGCGGCGCCAGUGGUAGCGGCGGCGGUGACGGCAGACAUCGUGGUGCUACUGCUCCCCCACACGCUCGCCUCGAAGUGUGCGCGCCUGCUUCCUUCCUUCAGUUUGACUGGCCGGGUACCAAAGGCGAGGGCCCAGUCUGUUCCUUCCAGUCAUCGGUGUAUGUUGUUGUGGGAGUAGCAGCGGCAGGAGCAGGCGAGUUUUGCGAGCUUCCGUCGGCAGUUGGCCGCGCGCAUCUUCAGACAAGAGACACUAAGUGAUAGAGACUAUUACAGUAUAGAUGAUAGUUGUAGAACAGUGGCACGCAUCGAACUUGUAUUCGAUACUGUGCUUUGCGAUGUGACGCACGUGAGCAUCAUUCUCGUAGCAUUUAGACGCAACAUAACACAAAAUCGGCAGCAGCAACACUAUAGAUAAGACGAAAAAACGCAACAAAAGGACUAGCCAGAAGAUUCAGAUGCUGCGACGCGGCCUCUACGAGUGCGAGUAGAAGACUGAACGGAUGCAGCCUAUACCUAAUUACCCUUGACAGCAACACAUCACAGACCCCACGGCAACUCAACUACUUUCGUAUUUCGUGCCACCCUCACGCAAUUACGCUGCUCCGUAAAAUCAUCAACAUUUAUGCAUAACAUCAACUAAACAAGAACUUUCGAGCUUCGUUAAUUCGCUGUUGCUGCCCUUCGAACAGUUUGAAUACGACACGUACGUACCGCUUACAGCUGACGAUGUUAACGGCGUUCUCGGUGCUGGAGUAGUACAGUUAGUGGUACCAAUGAAAUCGUUCCUGGAUCGACAGUAUUAUUACUCAACUCAGAAAGAAAGAAGGGAACUGUGGUGGUGAGAAGAUUACACCAACAAGUCUGUUGUCGGCGUGUCGGAGCGUUCCGUUCGUUGUAGAAGAUGCGCAACGAUACAAACAACAAGAUCAGAGCGACAGCUGACUGGAUCAUUUCUCUACAUGCUGCUGUAGUGUACAAGUUAAAAGAGAAAAUGGAUCGUAUUUGAUUGAAGAGGAGGGGUGUUAACAACAACGACAGUUCAGGACCGAAGAACAUCAAACUCUAUUUUAAUCAAAGAAAGAAGAUCUGAGCAAAGCAAGUCUUUUUUUUUUUAUUGCAGAACUGUAGGAAAACGUAUGUAGCAGGAACUCGGUAAUGACUUAGAGGAGUCUUCAAAUGUCUAGAAACCUGACAUAGUUUUCUGGCCAACGUUGGUGCUAGACGCUGGGUAACUGACUCAUCUUUGCAGUUGCUGUCAUUGUUUUGACGGAACGUCAAAAGUGUGGGUGUCUUCGUCACCAUCGUCAUUGUUCUUCAGGCUAGCCUAUGACAACAGCUUAUUCCGAUUCUUCAAAUUUGACUGAAUGCUGUCGAUAACGGUACAUGUUUAUGACUGAAUGUCGCAGCUGACGGCGUUAGAUGACCCGCCAGAAUGUGUCUAGUAUGUCUUAUUACGGUGUGGACGUUGUUGUAACAAAAUUGUGUUCGACACGUAACAAACCGCGUCUAUGCAACUGCGAGCCAGAGAGACUUUAGUGACAGCAAUAGCAGUGAAAACAAGAACAAUAAUAGGCUAAACAAGGCUCGAAACGGGAGCGAACCCCUCAACUGGCCAAAGCCUACUCUUAUUACUCUGAGCGAGAUAGUCCCGCCAGCAUAUCGAUUAUCAGGAAACACAACAUGAAGCUUUAACAAUGAUGCUAACAAAGCUUAUGAUACCUGAUGAGCUAUCCUCAAUUAGUUACUUGCCUCAGAACAACACCAGCAGCGAACAACUAUCAAAAAGUUAGACGUCGCCUCUUUACCAAGAUGGUGGUCAGUCCUUUCGAUAGUUAGAAUAGCAUGGUUAGAUAGUGCGCUUCGAAAAUGAAAUCCAAUUAGCAGAAGCAUCAACGGCCCCAGCUUCCGGUUCAUUUACAAUGUUCGCAUCGGCCACUGAUGAACUGGUCGAUGUAAAAAGAAAGCUUGAGAGAGGGGCGGACUAGGGGCAGAAGAGACGCAAAAAUUUUGGGUCUCGAAGUUGUUACCAUAAUCCCGAAGUGGUCUUUGUCGGUGCCUCCUAUCAAGCACAGCAGGUCGCUCAGAACGUCUGUUCGUGUUACCGCAGAUACGCAUAUACAGGCAGUUAUUACGACUUGUAUAAAGCAUUAAAGCUCCAUACAAUAGAUGAAUCCUAAUAUAGUAAUUGUAGUUAUUAGCGAAGUCUACUAGUGAGUCGUGGUGUCGCGCCUGUCCUGUCGAAAAGAGUAUUGUGACUGCUGACAGGUGCUCAACUUUCCCCAGCAUCUCAGAGAACUUGUCUUUAGAAAACCGCUUAGAAAAGAAGACGCGUGCGAAAGAGAGUAAAGCCAGGCACUGAUUAGCUUGGGAGCUCUACAGUUCUACAUUGAAUCAGUCCGCUUAUGUAAAAUGUAUGUAUUUUUUGUUUACCAAGUGAUGUGUGCAAAGUGGGCCCCUGGGUGCUGCGUAAGGCAGUGACGGUUUUAAGAAGUGUAGAAUCAGUCGUCAAGCUGGUGGUAGACUGAGUUGCUGAUGAAUCUUCCUAGCGAAAAGAGGAUCCGAGAACAGUUUGCCACAAAGUAUUUGUAACACAAAAAACAACCCCAGGAAACAUUGUAAUCGCGAUGGCAGGAUUGGCAGUGCGUACGAGGUCGUUGCCUUCCGGCCCACACAACGGGCCGCUAACGGGCAUCUCAGAAAUGGAGCAAAUCAUACGAAAACUAGAGAUCGGCAUUACCCUGAUUAAGUUCUUCCAAAAAGGACGGCCAGAUAAACGACGCUUUUUCGUUAAAAAUGAGACUCGUCAGCUUUUCUGGAGCAGAGAAGGCCAAGCAGGUCGCUACAUCGACGAAGGAUGCUUGGACCUCCGUGAGGUGAAAGAGAUCCGCGAGGGACCAAACUCCAAGCUGUUUGAGCGCUGGCCAGACGAUGCCAAACGAUGGGAUCCCAAAGCUUGCUUUGUCAUUCUCUACGGAAGCUCUUUCCGUUUAAAAUGCUUGUCGUGUGUUGCCACUUCCGUGGCGGACUGUGAGUUAUGGGUCCGCGGUCUGCGAUAUCUCGUCGAGGACACGGUGGGAGCACCUUAUCCGCUUCAAGUCGAACGUUGGCUAAGGAAAGAAUUCUAUACGAUGACAAAUUCGCGCGAAACUGUUUCGUUAAAAGAUCUCAAAGCGUUCUUACCCAGGAUCAACUGCAAGUUGUCCACAAGCAAGUUAAAGGAGUUAUUUCAAUUAGUGGACACGAAAGCACUUGGAGAGAUUGGAUAUGACGGCUUCGUCCAUUUCUACCACAGCCUCAUGAAUUCUGAUCGACUGCUUCCAGAAACACUUAAGAGCUGCGUCAACGACGACAACAAAAUCGUGACGGUUCGAUCGUUCUGCAACUUCUUGUUGACGGUUCAAAAGGAACCCAUUGAUGAUAAUCUCAUCUCUGCGCGAAUGCGUAACUUUCUUCAGGACGCUAGACGGGAGACCCAGGAACCGUACUUUACACAGCAGGAGUUUGUUGACUCUCUAUUCUCGAAGGAAAAUCAAAUUCUUGAUGUUACCAAAUGCGAACUCAACCAAGACAUGUCCAAGCCACUUACCCAUUAUUGGAUCUCAUCUAGUCACAAUACGUACUUAACUGGCGAUCAAGUGAAGAGUGAGUCGUCUUGUGAAGCGUACGUAAGGUGUCUUCGUAUGGGCUGUCGGUGUAUUGAGUUAGACUGCUGGGAUGGGCCCGAUGGAAUGCCCCACAUUUAUCACGGCCACACGUUAACCACGAAGAUCCGGUUUAUCGAUGUCCUACAUACAAUUAAGGAGCAUGCAUUCGCUGUAUCUGAGUUCCCGCUAAUCUUGUCUAUUGAGAAUCAUUGUACGUUACCACAACAGCGAAAAAUGGCAAACCAGUUCCAAGAAGUGUUCAAAGACAUGCUUCUAACUCAGCCGAUUGAACGAGAUUCUCGCGAGAUGCCCUCACCUCAGCAAUUGCGAAGGAAAAUUAUUAUCAAGCAUAAAAAACUUCCGGAAGGUAGUGACGAAAAGUUUGUUGUGACUCGGGAAGACUCGAUCGGACCUCAGGAGACAGAUAUAUCCAACUCGGUGAAGAACGGCAUCCUUUAUCUCGAGGACCCGAUAGAAAAAGAGUGGAAAUCGCAUUUUUUUAUGCUCACCCAGAGUAAAAUGUACUAUGCGGUCGAAGAGCAAAUUUCCCCGUCGCCCGGCGAAGAGGAAGACGAUAGCGAUAAGGAGUCUGUGCAGGCGACAGGACAAGCUAGAGAGGGGGUCACUUCAGAUGAACUCCACUUUGGGGAAAAGUGGUUCCAUGGCAAACUAUCAGGAGGUCGAGCGCGGGCGGCUGAGUUACUUCAGCAGUUUUCUAACCUAGGAGAUGGCACGUUCCUUGUAAGAGAAUCUGACACGUUUGUGGGAGACUACUCAUUGUCUUUCUGGAGACAGGGCAAAGUAAACCAUUGUCGGAUUCGUACUAAACAAGAGCGUGGUCAAACGAAAUACUACCUUAUCGAUAGUGUGUGCUUCGAUACGCUCUACUCGCUCGUAACUCACUACCAGACACAUCCUUUACGUUCUCAAGAGUUCUAUAUGUACCUCACCGAACCUGUACCUCAACCGAAUAGCCAUGAGGGUAAAGAGUGGUACAGUGCGACAAUUAGCAAAUAUAAAACGGAAGAAUUACUCAGAAAGGCUCCAUUCGACGGUUGUUUCAUCGUUAGGCCAUCCGAAAACAAAGCAGACAACUGCUUCGCGUUGUCAUUUAGAGCGGACGGAGGGAUCAAGCAUUGCCGAAUUCGUCAAGAAGGCCGACUAUUCAUACUGGGCAAUGCGCACUUCGAAAGUCUCGCCGACCUGAUUGCCCACUUUGAAAAACACACCCUGUAUAAGGGCAUCACGCUUAAUCGAUUCCCCGUCUGCGAUAGUGGAUUAAACCGGCUUUCAGACGAUGCUACUAAUUUAAGCUCGAUGCAAUCAGACCUCGGCCAGUAUAUGGAUCCAAACCACUUUAAGAACCAAAUCACCGUAAAGGCCCUCUACGAUUAUAGGGCGCAAAAGUCAGACGAACUAUCGUUUCCAAAGCACGCUAUCAUUACGAACGUCGUCAAGCAAGAUGGCGGUUGGUGGAAAGGCGAUUACGGUGGAAAAAAGGAACAGUAUUUUCCGGCAAACUUCGUUACUGAGGUGAGCGCAAGUGACGUGGCAUUAGAGAACGCGAGCGGCGCUGGCGGCGAGGGCGACGAUGGAGAACUGGCCCCACUUGGAACUUUGCAAAAGGGCUGUAUCGAUAUUGCAGGCUGUUCUGUGGAAGUCCUUCAAAAUCGUGGCAGAUUUGUAUUCCGAAUAACGUCACCGACUCAGUCAAUGCAAAAAGACAUCGCAGCGCCAUCAGCAGAAGAAAUGGAAGAGUGGAUUAACAAGAUUCGCCAAAUCGCUCAGUCCGCUAAUGAUAUGUUGGAACAGCGGAAGGAGAUGGAGCGCAGUCUUCGAUUGGCCAAAGAAUUAUCAAAUCUAAUUAUCUACUGCCGAUCAGUCCAAUGGUGCCCCGAACGAGCCGGGAACUUCUGUGAGAUGUCUUCAUUUCCCGAAACGAAGGCUGAACGUUUACUUCUUCCAGGCCACGUAAACUUCUUCAUGCGUUAUCAUCGACUACAAUUCAGUCGAGUGUAUCCGAAGGGCAGUCGAAUCGAUUCUUCCAAUUACGACCCUGUGCGAUUGUGGAAUGCUGGCGUACAAAUGGUGGCGCUUAACUACCAGACACCAGAUCGACCGAUGCAAUUAAAUGAGGCUCGAUUUAUUCAGAAUGGACGAUGCGGCUAUGUGCUUCGGCCAGAGUACAUGUUUCAGGACAAUUUCGACCCAUACGAUCGGAAGAGCCUUCCUGCCAACGUGAAAGCGUGCGUGCUCAGCAUAAGGAUCAUCGGAGCCCGUCAUCUGAUGAAGUCCGGCCGGGGUAUUGUUAGUCCUUACAUUGAAGUUGAAGUCAUUGGCGCCGAUUAUGACUGUGCCAAGCAAAAGACAGUUACAAUAUCGGAUAAUGGCCUGAAUCCAUCGUGGUCAAACGAGCACUUCGUGUUUGACGUCAUGAAUCCUGAAUUGGCCCUUCUGCGAUUCGCAAUAUUUGAUGAGGACAUGUUUGGAGAACCAAAUUUUCUUGGCCAUGCAACGUAUCCGCUGUUGUGUCUACGACCAGGUUAUAGAUCGGUUCCGCUCAAGAACGAAUACAGCGAAUCACUAGAACUUGCCUCGCUUCUUGUACAUUUUAACAUGAGUCUGGCAAAGCCCGAGGACGAGGUAUACGCGUCGAUCCAAAAACUUAGAGAUGAAACCCGUGAACUCGAUGCCCUUGUUAGUUCGGGUAAUUCGGACGGGACCCUUGACGCCGAAACAGAACAACAGUUACGCAGUGCCCUAUUAGAAAAAAAGGAACAACUUCAGACCAAAACUGACAACAGAAGCUCGAAAAGAAAGUGAAUGGCGGCUGUUAGAGCUCCAGAACUCGGUCACCUCGAAAUAACACAAAACGGGGCGCGACAUGCGUAAAAAGCGUGCACGAUUUUAACCCCAUUUGUCCUACAGAAGAAACGGACAACAAUCUAAUUGUUGUUAGUCAGGUCUGCAUAGGGAUAGAAAAAUAUCCGAACUCUGAUCCUGAACAGUGUUAAUGCCGUUUAUUCAGUAGCAAAAAUAACGACGUCCUGGAGUCUACAUACGGCAUCUAACCCUUCAAGUAAAGUAACUAUACGCCCGUGUACGAAGGAGCUAGAGCAGCCCAUAUAUGUACCUUCAUUAUCAAAUACGAAAACGCUUAUCCAAUAACUAGCCAUUGCCAACUGGGCGGUUACUUUCGCAGCAGUCUACAGCUCAUAACGCCCCACAAAAUCACGGAUAUUAACAAUAGUUGAAAUACGUCUGAUGCACAGACUCUAAGCGGACAAAUACGUACAACAAGGUAAAGAGCGACGUUCCCUACGGAUAAGCACACGAGGUGCUGCGAAUACUCAAUGAGCACUACGAGGUAUCUUGGAUAGACGAUUUUGUAUCGUGAGCGCAUUAGCAGUUAGAACCUAAAUAUGAAGAGAGAAAAUUCGAUGAAGAUCUGCAUCAGGGAGGCAGCAAUUUGUAUAUGCAUCUUAGGUAGAAUUAGCAAACAGACAAUCGAAUUAUUAUUGUUAUAACAAAACGGAGGAAAUUAGAACGACUGAGAAUAGGGAUAAAAGGUUAGCGACGAAGCCUCGUAAUACAUUGAGACGUGCCAAUGACGACUGUUAUUAUUACAUACAUAUUAUUGCUAUUGUGCAGCGCUUUAACGUUCAGGGUAUUAUGGCCGCUAUCAAUGACCACGUAUUCCUAUGUUUUUCUUUGCUUGCCGAAGAGUCGAUCAUACAGACAUAAGUUUAUAUCCCGUCUAGCUUCAUUGUCGAGGAACAAAUUUCGUUGUAUACUCUUCGUCGACAAUCAUUGAGACAAAGUGAAUGGCGUACGAAACGAGGAUCGACAGCGAGCCAGUACUUCAGUAUGUCUUAAAGCCAUAUGUAUAGGUAAUCAAUCGAAAAAUUCGUGAGAUACACACGGAUAAACUUGCACAUCUAAACCAGAUAGGAAAUAGAUUGUUGUGCGAUAGCAAUGGUGCCAAAUAUUAUUGCUACGAAACAUUAGAACAACAAACAGGAGAUAAAAGUGAAGCAGAAGUAAACAAAUAGAUAUAAGUACUAUGUUAAAGAUGCGAACUUUUGACAUGGCAAACAAUGUUCGAUAGUAUGCGAACGAUCCGAUUUGAAUAAGGCGUUCGUGCUUACAAAGGUAUUUUUCUAUCUUUUUCAAAUUUGGUUGUUUGCAACGGUCCUUGUGCUAAUGUUCAUAUCAUUUUGGGAACGCAUCAGUGAUGCUACCCAAUGAUCGUGCUAUUGACUCGAAGAAAAAUGAAAUCAGAUAGUAGAGUUUCUAUAAGCAAGACGUCCAGUUGACCUCAACUCGACAAUUGAAGCAGCAGUGGCGACAAGCAGACGACAAAAUCUGUAGUCAUCGACCAUAUAUUGACAUAAGGGUAUGUACGUCUCUAUAUAUAUAUAUAUAUAUAUAUUAUAAGUGCACGGUUUAUACCUAUUAAUUCAAUGGAUUCGAAGUAACCAUACUGUGUCAUGUGUGAGCGAUAUUAUCAUACGAUUUAGAUCAUCUUGAAUUCGGCGACAAUAUAAAUAGUGAUAUUUUGUCGAAAAUGAAAAACACUUUGCCCUCUGCCUUCAUUGAAGUUUCAGCUGAUAUUAAUCGCUGUUAAUUAGUGCUAUGUUGUGUCAAAAUGUUGCCUAAGAAGAAUCGCGACGACCCCUUCAGAUCUAUCCUCAGUUUAUUGGUUCUUUAGAUCUGUUUCAGUGAUAGACAGUCCGCAUUCAAUGAUAAGCCUAAGUCGCUGAAGCCAUGUUGAAACGCCGAUUUCACUUAUUGUUAAUGAUUCUGUUAUGAGAACGUUACAAUGAAGCUUCUAUAAAAUUGCUAUGAAACAUAUUCUACCUUGAGAUUUUUUCGAGUGGUUGAAGAAUCCCUGUGAUUGAUUUUUAUGGCAUCUAUUCAGUUAAACCGGCGGAAUCCACAAUGUUGGCAAAAAAAAAAAAAGAUCUGCUGAAUUGAUGAUCGAUAUGCCCUUAUUGAUCAUACCAUUUCCAAAUUAGCGCAGUGAACACUAGUGAAUGUAAGAAAGGUCUGAUGGAUAUGACUGCUGAUACAUACAAAUUGGUUGUGUAUAAUGCUAAACAUUUUAGUUCAACCUUACAAGCUCAAUUUUUGUUCUUGUCAUAGUGCAUAUGGCGUUCUUCGCUAGUACAUUUUAAUUGCGUCUGUUAAGAACAAAUGACUAUGGUGCUAAAAGUACGAGACCAAGGACAAACGUUAAAUAAAGCAUGAAAAUGUA
Varroa destructor (honeybee mite) is the source of this 10024-nucleotide messenger RNA. It is a transcript of the gene sl, whose product is annotated as small wing phospholipase C gamma 1. The record is from RefSeq and is a predicted model, not a curated record. Gene Ontology annotation, cellular component: ruffle membrane. Gene Ontology annotation, molecular function: phosphatidylinositol-4,5-bisphosphate phospholipase C activity; protein binding. Gene Ontology annotation, biological process: phosphatidylinositol metabolic process; phospholipid catabolic process; phosphatidylinositol-mediated signaling. NCBI's taxonomy places the organism in Eukaryota, Metazoa, Arthropoda, Arachnida, Mesostigmata, Varroidae.